This is a messenger RNA of Fusarium pseudograminearum CS3096, 714 nucleotides long. RefSeq lists its product as uncharacterized. The transcript has 2 exons. NCBI's taxonomy places the organism in Eukaryota, Fungi, Ascomycota, Sordariomycetes, Hypocreales, Nectriaceae. The record is from RefSeq and is a predicted model, not a curated record. The coding region runs from base 1 to 714 and encodes 237 amino acids.
AUGGUUUCUCGAUCCAUUCUCGCUGUAGCGGCUUUCGCCGUCAGCUUUCUCGGAGCCGAAGCUGGCCCUUGUCGACCCACCACCGCCACAAGCCUGGCCGCCAGUGAGACAUCAUCGACAGUUGUUUCUGUGCCCGAGUCUACAACCUUGACGACCCUGAUCGAGACCACUACCACGGCCGUGGCUGAAACUACAACAACUAGCGCGGACGAAGUCACCACGACCGCUGAGGCUCCAGUUUGCGCCGAAACUCAAGUUAUUAUCAACCCAGGCUUCGACGACAACAACUCUCUAUCACCCUGGACAGGCGAUGGUACAAGGACCACUUUCAGUGUAUAUUCCGAGCCCAACGCCGCCGAUCUUGAGUUCGAGAAUGGUGGCGGCUCAGGGCAGUUCGCGCAGAAUUUGCCCACCCUGAAUGGCGACUAUGUACUCUCCUACCGAUGGUCUGCUGCUCUAGCAUACAACCUUGGAAGUGGAUUCAGUUGCACCAUCCAACCCAAGAUCGGAAACGACGCGCUUACGGCAGUUUAUCCCGAUAACCUUUCUAAUUGGAAACUGGAGAGUCAGAGGUGGUCUAGUAGAGGAACUGCUCUUGCUGGAGCUGCUAUCUCAUUCUCGGUAUCAUGCAGCGGAGAGUACGAUGCUCUCGGUAUCUUUUUCGACGAUGUUACCUUGACUCGAGAUUGCGGCAGUGCAACCCCUACAGACUGA